CGGUGCGUUGGCUCGGAAAGGAAAAGGGAGUCCCUACUUUUUCAUCUUCACCGUCAAAAAGCAUCUUCUUUCUCGAGUCCUCUGCUCCAAGAUCGAGGCCAUGUCUUGUUGUUCUUCUUCGCUUCGAUUAUUUGCAGCCAAGAUCCCCAUCUCUCUCAUCCAAAAACAAUCGCUAAUUGGACCAGCGAAGCAGCUAACGAAUCUGGCCAUUUACAGACCGAUCUCCUUCCAGAAGAUCCCAACCAGAAACCCAUCGACAUUAGCAGUCUCUGCGUCAGCAUCGAGCUCCAUGGACCUGCAACCCAUUGAAGAGCUACCUCCAAGGCUCCAGGAAAUCGUCAAACUCUUUCAAUCCGUUGAAGAACCGAAGGCCAAGUACGAGCAACUCAUGUUCUACGGGAAGAAUUUGAAGCCACUCGAUACGCAGUUCAAAACUAGGGAAAACAAGGUUGAGGGCUGCGUAUCACAGGUCUGGGUUAGGGCUUAUCUCGAUAAAGACAAAAAUGUUUUCUACGAGGCCGAUUCCGACUCGGUUCUUACCAAGGGUCUCGCUGCUUUGCUUGUUCAAGGACUAUCUGGAAGGUCCGUCCCGGAAGUUUUGCGGAUCUCGCCGGAUUUCGUGGUGCUCCUCGGGUUGCAACAGAGCUUGACGCCCUCGAGGAACAAUGGAUUCUUGAACAUGUUAAGGCUGAUGCAGAAAAAGGCUCUUGAGUUGUCAAUGGAAGCCGAGAAGGGUGAAGGUUCCUUUGCUAGAUCAAAUUCCGCGGCGAGAGAAGAUGGUAGCUUGGGGAAUUCGAGUGGUGGGUUGAACGAAAAGUACCGUGACAAGUUCAGAGAGUGAAAACCGAGUUACAGGUUCGAAUUCGGGAGGGAACGGGAUGGGUCGAACUCAGGUGGCUUAGGGAGUAGAGGGACGAGGAUUAGAGAGAAGUUGGAGAAGGAGCUCAGUCCUGUUGAGUUGCAGGUGGAUGAUGUAUCGUAUCAACACGCUGGUCAUGCUGGUGUGAGAGGCAGUGAUGGAGAGACUCAUUUCAAUGUGAGAGUUGUCUCUGAGGCAUUUGAAGGGAAGAGUUUAGUAAAGAGGCACAGGUUAAUAUAUGAUCUGUUGCAAGAUGAGUUGCAGACAGGACUGCACGCAUUGUCCAUUGUGGCAAAGACACCAUCUGAGGUCGGUGCAAGAUGAAAAAAAUUAGUUUUGCUUUUUGCUAUAUCUAUCUUUUCUUUUAUUCAAUUGGGAUGAAAUUAUAACGAAAUUUUAUGUAUUAGAUUUGUAAAGGAGUUUCCAAUUGUUUGGAAAAGUCUUAAACUUUGAACAAACGUGUCUUCGAUUAUCGUAAGAUAAAUGGGUUGCAAAUCUCUCGAUACAUAUAAUUAAA
Molecule: messenger RNA, 1376 nt
Organism: Carica papaya (papaya)
Lineage: Eukaryota; Viridiplantae; Streptophyta; Magnoliopsida; Brassicales; Caricaceae
Gene: CPSUFE
Product: chloroplast sulfur E
Biological process (GO): iron-sulfur cluster assembly
Cellular component (GO): chloroplast
Source: RefSeq, a predicted model, not a curated record